UUAUCUUGCAGAAAAUUUUGAUUAGAAAUCUCAGUCAUGCCUGUCGUCGCGAUGCACCCUGUUGAGCCGCCUUCCGUUGAGGGCUCCAAGGCCCCUUACCCAGCCGCUGAGCAGCCGGCCGAGGACUCGCCUCUGUACAAGACAGACGAGUUCCGCAUGUAUUGCUUUAAGGUGCUCCCAUGCAGCAAGCGCUACGUGCACGAUUGGACGGUCUGCCCCUUUGCCCACCCUGGAGAGAAAGCGAAGCGAAGGGACCCUCGUGUGUUCACCUACACGGGCGUCGCCUGCCCCGAUAUGAAGAAGUGCCAAAGGGGUGAUGCCUGUCCUUACGCUCAUAACGUUUUUGAGUACUGGAUGCAUCCAAGCAGGUAUCGCACCCAGCUUUGUAACGAUGGGAUUGGGUGCAAGCGGAAGGUUUGCUUCUUCGCGCAUACUCUGGACGAGCUGCGCGUCUCCAGCGUAAAGCUGCUUCCAUCAGAAAUCGCAGCUGGAGCAGACGCUAGCGCAUUUGACUUGGACCCGUUUCGGGUAUCGAGGUCGGAUUCUGGGCGCAGCUCGUCAAAGUCCGCAAAUUCGUCGUCAUCUUCAGCGUCUGCGGCGGGGAAUGAAGCACUUGUCGACGCGCUUCGUGCUCAGCAGCAACAGCAACAUCAGGCCAAGAAGACAGCCGCCGCUCUGCAGCGCACGGCAUCCCGCGGCCUGGCGGCGGAGCUGCAACAGCUGCAGGCUCUGCAGCAGCUGCAAGCGGUGUUGGCGAACACGCCCGGGAUUGGUGUUGUGCAGCCGCAGAUUCAGCAGCAGGCCCAGGUCGAUACGUUCUUAAGCAACAUGAUGGCACAGAUGCGGCUGGGUGGCGCAGCGGCCCAGCAGCAUGUGGCGAACCAACUUGGGUCGGCAACCCCGGGCCUGCUAGACGUCGUGGUGCAGCAGGCUGUGCAGCAGGUGAUUGCCAACAACGCUGCGCAGCAGGCCGCGGCAGCGCUGCUGCUGCUGCAGCAGCAACAGCAGCAGGCAGCUGCUGCCGUCGUGCAGCAGCAGCAGAACCAGCAGGCGGCCCAGGCUCAGGCGCUGUUCGAGCAUUUGCUGCAGCAGCAACAGCAGCAGCAGCAGCGCCAGGCGCAGGCGGUAAGUGGGGGACCCGGCUGCCAGCCGGAUCAGCAAGUCGUUCAGGCUGCACUGGCGAUCCUCCAGCAACAGCAGGCAGCAGCUCAGCAACAGCAGGUACCGCCUCUUGGUCCCAUGGGUUUCGGAGGCCCAGGCCCAACGGGCCCCAUGGCCAUCCAGAUGGGCUCCGUGGGCGUGGGCAUGGACCCGCUAUGCCCCGCCAGCCAGGGCGUCGCGCCUGCCCUGGGCCCGCACCCCAUGGGUCAUAAGCCGGGGCAGCCCUCUUUGUCGGGUUCGGUACGGUCCUCGACCACCGGCAUGACGCUGAACGGACCGCCUUUGAGCAUUCCCAGUGCGGUGGGUGCCAGCAUCAAGCACAAUGCUGAGAACAUUAUCCCGCAAGGUAUGCCCUCCUCCCCGCGCUCACUGGCCGUUGGAUCGCCAUCUGGGUCGCCGCCUCUUGAGACGCCGCUGUCAUCUACGCUGUCGGGGCAUGCUGCGGCAUCCGCGGCGCUGAGCGCCGCUGCUACAGCCGCUAGCUACUACAGCCAGGAGGCCAGCCGUAGCAGCUUUGAGAGCUACCGCAGUAGCGAGCUGGAGCUUGGACUGCAGAUGGCUUCCUCGGGCCACCAUUCGAGCGGCCCCAGCAGUGGAGGGGUUCAGCGCACGUCCCUCGACCUUCUACACCACGUGUCGCAGCAGCCAGCGAAGUAUCCAACGGCGGACUCGCUCCUGAUGGGGUCCGUGCCUUCGCCCUGCAGCCCGCCGAUAGCCGAUGAUGCCUUGGAGGCUCGCCACCGCCAGUUGCUGAUGGCGGCGGCAGCGCACACCUCUGGAAAUGGUAUGGCGCCCAUGAAUAACGCGCCUGGGCCUGGCGUGCAUGCCGGUCCUGUUGUAUCGGAAUUGUUUGGGGAUAAGGUCGCCAUGGCAGCGUUCACUGCCGGGCAACAAUGCCCCGCGCCAUCGUUUGGCUUGUAAACGGCAGCUUUCCGUACCAGCUGCUAGGUUUAAUGCGAUUCCGUGUCGGCUGCCUGAGCAUUGACGGGCAGCAUGCGUGGUGAUUGCAAAGACCGCUGGUAUGUUUGACGUCUACGCAACCAUCUGCGGUGCUGCAUGUGAUUUGGGUUCGCAAAUUGUAUUGUGGACCACACUUUUGGUUUCAUAAGUUGGCGCACAACCUGUUGGCAGGAAUUUUUGCGACGUCCUGAAUACGAAGAUCUGGAGACACCGCGGACUGUUUUAUAAUUGCCCCCCAUGGUGAGGGCAAUGCAAAUUGGCACACACGUUGACGACACGCGUUGCUCGCGACCGUGGUCGUUUUUUUGCUCAGCACGUUGCAGCUGGCUGAACGUCGAGAUGGGUGGAUGUGAAUUAUAAUCGCCGCUAUGUACGGCUGUUUAUGGGCCGUAGUUAUUAGCGUGCUCGAUUUUGCGCGAUGGUCUCCCGGAGAUACAAGACGAAAACCUUUGGCAAAGCAUUUUUUCUCGUUUGCAAGAUUGCAAGGUGCUCGGGAAUGCAUUGAUUGUGCGGUGGCGGCAGGCCCAGGGGUUGCAUGCAAGUCGCAGCCGCCCAGUUUGUUCCCGCCUGCCAUGUGUAAACCGGUGGGCUCUGUACACAGGACCACUCGCGUCUUAUGUAGCUGUCGAGGCUAGCGCUUGGGAUUUUCCAGUGCACCAAGCGCAGCUGUGGAGCUGUUUCGCUGCAGUUAUGUUCUGUCCCAUCGUGUGCCGUGUGCCACGUCUGUAUCCGAACCCCACGCAUGCCAAUGCCAUGAUCCGUCACCCCUAUGCAUCAUGGGAGGUGGUGCGCUGCCUAGACUCAUCUUGUACUCGGCGCCGGUGAGGCAGAAGAAGUGCACUCCGGCGCCGCGAACAUAAUUUGGAUGAGCAUGGUGUUCAUGGCCGCGGCGGC
This is a messenger RNA of Volvox carteri f. nagariensis, 3015 nucleotides long. RefSeq lists its product as uncharacterized. Bases 37 to 2082 code for a protein of 681 amino acids. NCBI's taxonomy places the organism in Eukaryota, Viridiplantae, Chlorophyta, Chlorophyceae, Chlamydomonadales, Volvocaceae. The record is from RefSeq and is a predicted model, not a curated record. The transcript is spliced from 6 exons. Gene Ontology annotation, molecular function: metal ion binding.